Messenger RNA from Varroa destructor (honeybee mite), 2658 nucleotides. Its product is annotated as cellular tumor antigen p53-like. Gene Ontology annotation, molecular function: RNA polymerase II cis-regulatory region sequence-specific DNA binding; DNA-binding transcription factor activity, RNA polymerase II-specific. Gene Ontology annotation, biological process: apoptotic process; regulation of transcription by RNA polymerase II; protein tetramerization. Gene Ontology annotation, cellular component: nucleus. NCBI's taxonomy places the organism in Eukaryota, Metazoa, Arthropoda, Arachnida, Mesostigmata, Varroidae. The record is from RefSeq and is a predicted model, not a curated record.
UGUCAUCGCCGCGAGAGCGGCCUGGCUGCCGUGCUACGGAAUCAACAAUUCGUUUUACCCCGGCCCUGGCCACCAGCGAAGUGACGUUCUCUACACAGUUGUCUGAAUUCAGUGACUUGUUUGCAAUGAGUGUCCUGUCCUCGGACCAACAUUUAAGAACUGCGAUGGAGGGUGGCAACACCGAAACAACAUCAAACUCGCAGGAGAUUAUCGACAUGAUGCUUCAGUUGCCUGAAGAUGCAAACGCGCAAUAUGCUGCUGACACUGGAGAGCGUCCACUCUCGGUUGUUCUCGCAAACGAAGACAGCACUGCGGCGGUGCUCAAUAACGACAACAUAAACGUCAGCAACCCUAAUAGCAAUAUGCUUUAUUAUAUCCAGGACCAGCAACAAAUGUCCCUUUUAGAAGACGAAAAUGAUCCAGAAUUGCAAAAUUUCGCCGAAAUGCUUUUAAUGGCGCCUAAUACACAACAACUGGUUGCAUCCGCGCAGUCGCAGCGGCAAGGUCAGCAGCAAACACAGCGUCGUGCACCACAUUAUCAGGACGUUAAGCCGUUCGUUCAAGAGCAUGAAUGGAUUCGCGCUAACCUCAAUUCGACCGUCGUCAACCAGACUUUAAGCAGUAAUCCGGGAGAUUAUGGAUUCCGAGUAUUCUUCGAUGCUCACGAAAAGGUAACAAAGAAUAUGACAUGGACCUAUUCGGGGGAAGUGGGCCGGUUGUAUGUGAUGCUCAACUCGCAGUGUCCUUUUAAGGUAGGCACUAUGCAUCCGCCUCCGGACAACUCAUACAUCGUUGUCGUUCCAGUUUACAAGGACGCCGUAUCCCGGAGUGAGAACGUGGUGCGAUGUCCGCACCAUUGUCGCAACCUUGACGCAUCAGGUUUGAAGGGCAAAUUUUGGAUGAACUCGCCACACCCUCAGUCCCUAUAUCAUGAGGACAUCCAGAACUCCAAUCGACAUUGCCUUGUUGUGCCCUUUGAAAAACCACACACUGGAUGCCAAUCGUAUACGUACCUUUUUGAGUUCAUGUGCAGAAAUACUUGCGUUGGCGGAGUGAACAGACGCGCUACUGAGGUCGUGUUUCUGCUGCAGCACCAAGGCAAAGAGUUGGCCCGAGCCGUUGUUGAGGUUAAGGUUUGCGCGUGUCCGGGGCGAGAUCGACGAACCGAUGAAACAACGUUAGCCAAGCGACUCUCCAUGGAGAGCAGUGGAGCAACGGCUCGUGCCGGACAUCGCAGUAGUGGUCAACACAGUAUGGCCAUAUCGGGUCACACCAGACUACGAUCAGCCCCCGGAGCCGGCUCAGAGUCUGCUUCGAUAAGCAUAUUGAACUCAACUGACAACGAACACGAAACCGGACAGGACGGUGAAGUAUUUUCGAUACGGGUGCGGGGGAGAACCAACUUCGAAAUUCUUAAAAGAGUGGCCGAAGGUUUGGAACUACGUGCUCAACAUCAACGAGUCAAAAAACGAAAAGUCUCUGGCGCCAUCGACCAGCAGCGGGUUCAAUUGCAGCAACAGCAAAAUCUUACAGCCACUGAAGUUAAACGCGAAGGAGAAAUUGUUUACUCUGAUGGUUAGAAAAAGGCCGGAUUAGGGACAGUUUCUGAAUCGCUACUAAUUAUAAUACCACCUUGUUGAAUUAGGAAGCCGGAGUCUUCGAUUUGGCAAGACACACUGUUUUUAACUCGUUCAGUGCUUGUCCUGUAAACAAUAAAGACAACUACUCUAUCAAGUUGGCUGUUGUUCGUGCACAAAAGUGUACUUCGAUAGGUAACAUAGAGUUACUGUUAAUAAAUGAAUGGAUUAAUAUCUUGAAGGCAAUUAUUAAUGAGUAAAAGAUAUAUAUAUAUAUAUAUAUACGAGAGAUACGAAACUAAAAGUAAUAAGGAAAUAUUAACUAAAACAGAUGAAUAGCGAUGACAAAGAACAAGGAAAAACAAGUUUCAAUUUGAGAAGUUGCGGAUAAUAAUAUCAAGGAUAAUAUCACAUUCAUUAUUUAUUGGAUUUGACUUUAAGUAAUCUGAAUUAACUUGUAAGCUAUGAAUGCGAGGUGUCCUUCAAUUCUCAUCUAUUUUUCUUAUUUUACAUACCAUUUAGAUGAGGAGGAGUAUCGCACAGAUAAAAACAGCGAGCAGAAUUGUUGCGUGUGCAUUGAGUGUAGCUCCAUAAUGAUGAUGUCUGCAUCAUAGUACAUUGAUUUUAAUCAUAAUUAGCGGUAAUAAAUUUUCUUGAAUUGUUGAAUAGUGUACGAAAAUCAAAUAGUUUACACAUGAUUUUCUAUAAGAAAGUGCAUAUAUUGUGAUAAGCUUAUACAUUUAUUUGCCACAGAGGAAAAACGUUUCAGUUAACUAAUUUACAACGAUGUUGAAGUGGAUAGGAAAAUUCUACAAGCCUAUAAAAGCUUUGGAGAUUGUUUUCUUCGAAGUACAAGGGACAUUAAUUUAAAGCACUAGCAAGACAGAUUUCAUAUAAUUAAAUACUUAUGAAAGAAGUUGUGUAGUAACAGUUAUCUACUAGUUAAACAUUAUUCAAUGGAUUUGUUGAGUCUUAAAGGAAUCACAUCUAUUUUGCUACCCUAAAUCAAACAUACAUAUAAGUAGAGUAUACAGGAACUACGUCCUAAGCUAUUUUUAGAUUUUACUCGAAAAGAAAUAAU